Neoarius graeffei (lesser salmon catfish) is the source of this 1194-nucleotide messenger RNA. RefSeq names its product calcium/calmodulin-dependent protein kinase 1Db (gene camk1db). The record is from RefSeq and is a predicted model, not a curated record. The coding region runs from base 1 to 1194 and encodes 397 amino acids. The transcript has 11 exons. Gene Ontology annotation, molecular function: calcium/calmodulin-dependent protein kinase activity; calmodulin binding; ATP binding. Gene Ontology annotation, cellular component: cytoplasm; intracellular anatomical structure. Gene Ontology annotation, biological process: peptidyl-serine phosphorylation. NCBI's taxonomy places the organism in Eukaryota, Metazoa, Chordata, Actinopteri, Siluriformes, Ariidae.
AUGGCCAAGGGAAAUGAAGGCUCGGCGAAGGGCUCAUGGAAAAAGCAAGUCGAUGACAUCAAGAAGAUUUUCGAGUUGAAGGAGAUUCUCGGGACUGGCGCUUUCUCCGAAGUGGUUCUUGCGCAAGAAAGGGCCACAGGGAAGACGUAUGCGGUCAAAUGCAUUCCGAAGAAAGCUCUAAAAGGGAAAGAGAGCAGCAUUGAGAACGAAAUUGCUGUACUCAGGAAGAUCAAGCAUGAAAACAUUGUUGCACUCGAGGACAUCUAUGAAAGCCCUAACCAUCUGUACCUCGUCAUGCAGCUUGUGUCUGGAGGAGAAUUGUUUGAUCGAAUUGUGGAGAAGGGUUUUUACACUGAGAAAGAUGCCAGCGCUUUGAUCAAACAAGUUCUGGAUGCAGUCAACUACCUCCACUCACUGGGUAUAGUCCACAGAGAUCUGAAGCCAGAGAAUUUGUUAUAUUUCAACCCUCAUGAUGAGUCUAAAAUAAUGAUUAGUGACUUUGGCCUGUCAAAGAUGGAGGGAACAGCAAAUGACAUCAUGUCCACUGCCUGUGGGACUCCAGGAUAUGUUGCCCCAGAGGUCCUAGCACAGAAGCCCUACAGUAAAGCAGUAGACUGUUGGUCUAUUGGAGUUAUUUCUUAUAUAUUGUUAUGCGGCUAUCCUCCUUUUUACGAUGAGAAUGAUUCCAAACUAUUUGAACAGAUCCUUAAGGCUGAGUAUGAAUUCGAUUCACCCUACUGGGAUGAUAUCUCAGACUCAGCUAAAGAUUUCAUCAGUAAUCUGAUGCAGAAGGAUCCAGAGAAGAGGUUCACAUGUGAGGAGGCUCUUCGGCAUCCCUGGAUAGCUGGAGACACAGCUCUUUGUAAGAACAUUCAUGAGUCAGUCAGCCGGCAAAUGAAGAAGAACUUUGCCAAAGCCAAAUGGAGGCAAGCGUUUAAUGCUACAGCAGUGAUCCGACAUAUGAAGCGCCUGCAGCUGGGCAGCAGUUUAGGCAGCAGCAUGGACACCCCCUUGCACAGGACUGAAAACCAAGCACCCAUGCCUGUCAAAAGCCAGUCUAUUGAUGUCUCUUCCAUCAACCACAAGGACUGUAAGUUAACGUAUGCGUCCCAUAGAGUCUCGAACACAGGGACGACGGAGAAGCGAUGCACGCGGCCUUCCACCGUCACUACCAUCAUCACUGGGUCCAAGUGA